Molecule: messenger RNA, 2660 nt
Organism: Agrilus planipennis (emerald ash borer)
Lineage: Eukaryota; Metazoa; Arthropoda; Insecta; Coleoptera; Buprestidae
Exons: 5
Coding region: 386-1510 (374 amino acids)
Source: RefSeq, a predicted model, not a curated record
GUUGCUGUACGGUCGCGUAGCCGCUGAUGGUGAAUAGGUCGACUGCAUCAGCUCACUUGACGUAAUCAACAUCGCGAACCACAACAAACAUCACCGGUAGCUCAACACGUACUUACAGUACGUCUUCAAGACACUGACAACUGAAUAGCGCGCAUCCGUUUCCAAAGCUUUCUGUGAUAAUAACGAUAAUAGUAGGUUACUUUUACGUCGCGUGUGCAUUUUAUUGUAUACCUGCGAUUAAUGCACUAGUUUCUGUUGUCCAACUACCGUAAAAGAACAUUAUGAACUCUGGACAUCGUUUUUAAACGUCUUAAAGCGUCACGACAUCGGCGAAGUAAAUUUUUUUAUAUCAUAGUAUCAUAGUGCGACGCGUUAUCGGAGCAAAAUGUUUUUAGUUUUCCUAUUUGUUAGUGUAAUAGGUGCCAUAAAAUCAGACUCUGAUGCAUCAGCAGUACGAAAUUUAGUCGGAGAACCAGACUACCAUCGGGUAAAGUUACAGUGGGAAUCGGAUGCCAAGCACACAUCAAAAAGUGCUUUCCAAAUUCGUUAUUGCGAACUACAGGUGUGGGGAACUCAACGGUGCAGAAGUAAAUCGAUUGAACCCAAAAACGAAAAUAAACCAACGAGAAUGUCUGAUGAAGAAGAUAAUACUCAAAUGUAUUCUGCCGACAUCGAGGGCCUACGUAUGGCCACUACAUAUUCUUUUGAAAUAAAGACGAAACAGAAGAAUUUGGCAACGCGCGAAGAGCGAGCAAAUAAUGGCGAUAAAAGCCAAAAUAUGAUUGUCAUACCAACCAAAGGCUUUUCCGCUAGAGCAACUCAAUGUCUUCCGCACGCUAGUGUGAUCGAAGUAUCUACAGGGCCGUACUUUGGAGGGCGUAUCGCUGUUGAAGCUGCCGACGGAGAAAGGUGUGCUCUGGACGGUGAACCUAACAGCCCCAGGGACGUUUAUACCUUAAGAAUCAACCACACGGAAUGUGGAAGCAAAGUGAACGAAACAACAGUGGCUACGUACGUCAUCGUUCAAGAAAAUUUACCGAUCCUUACCCAUAGUACAAGAAGAUUUCUUGUUUUGUGUACCUAUCAACCAGAAACACUUACCGUAAGAGCUGGGAUUAAUUUGCCUUCAAGCCAAAAAGGAAGAGGAAAAUCUGAUGCAUUAGCUGUUGAAGAUGAUGGUAAUAUGCGAAGGGGACGUUUCCUUAGACCUCCAAAGUUACAAACUCCUGCUGCUCUUGUUAACGAGGAAGAAGAACCUCCCGAAGAAGUAAGUUCCACUAAUAAUCACAAAUCGAUACCACUGGCUCUUUUGGCAAUCUUAAUGACUGCUGGUGUUGUUGGACUGGUUGCAGUUGCAGUGAAAUGGAGCUCGAAAAAAGCUAGACAUGAUGCUGACAACAUUUCAAUAGCUUCAGAAAUAUCAACAACGAGUUGUAGUACAAUCGCUGAAGAAGAAUACAAUAAAGACGAUAAAACGUCUUCUAAGUAUCAGGGUUUGGAAACUGCAUAAAUAAUUUAAUUUUUUUAAUGGUCUUCUGUUUACUCUAGAAAUGACUGAAAUUUUGGGUAAAGCUGACAGAACUGGAAACAUUGGUGAUAAAUAAAUUAGCUUACAUAACGUGUUUCCAUUUCUUUGCUUGCUAAGGGCGCGAAAAUCGAAACCUUCCAAUUGGUUUAAUUUUUUUGCUAAGUAAACUAGGUACUGCUUUUUUUUUAUACUCCUUGAAAUUUGGAUCAUGAUUCGGAAGGUUACCCUAAUUACAUUUCAAAUCAGACCAACCGUCCUAACCUCAACUUUAUUUCAAACUCAAAAAAAAUCAACUUCCCUCCCAUGCUCCCUUUCUCCUUCCCAACCAUUACAUAAAGGACUGAGAAAGGAAGACUUUUUAACCCCUCCUAUUUUCAUUAGUCAGAAAUCCAUUUUGGUCUAGACUCAUUAUUUAUGCAUAUAGUUUUGUAUACAUACUUAUAUAUGUAUAUUUGUAGAAUAAUCCAAUUUUUGUCUGAUUAAAAACUAACUUAAUAAACGUGAGCUCUCUACUAGAUAUUUGGAAUACCUAAAUAACUUAAUUAUAUCAAUAAGCAGGUAAGUUAUCUGUAAUUUUUAUUAAUAAGUUAACUUAUUAUUGCAAAAGCAUAUCUUCACUGUACUAUAUCACUUACAUAUGUUGCAUUAUAAACAGUUGAAAGCUAAUAUAGGAGUUAUACUAGACAAAGUAAGGCCUAAACUUCGGAAUAAUUCUGGGAUCCACAUUUUUUAUGAAACGCUUUAUAUUCGGUUUUAAAUAGUAUUAAUUUAAAAUGCAUCUUAUAGUAAAAGCGUGCAAAUUGUUCAAAUGUGCUUAAUACAAAUGUGGCAUUAAAUUUUAAUAAAUCAAGAUGACGAACUUAAAAUGAUCGAUGUAAAAUAAAAUGUUGGGAAAUUAACCAGACAUUAGCAUUUUUUAGAAUAUACUGGUAACGGCAAUUUCGAAUUUGAAAUUAAAUUAAAAAAUUUAAAAUUUGAAAUUGCUACGGUUUGUUUAUUAUUCUUUUUGUCAUAUUUACAUAGGUACCUAUCGUUUUAUGUUGGUAAUUGCAAUAUUAAGGGUGUGUUCCGAAAUAUAACCUAGCAUACUGGCCAGUGCUGAUGACUCAUAAAUCGACGCCAUAUUGUACUA